This is a messenger RNA of Colletotrichum aenigma, 2106 nucleotides long. RefSeq lists its product as uncharacterized. The coding region runs from base 1 to 2106 and encodes 701 amino acids. The record is from RefSeq and is a predicted model, not a curated record. The transcript has 4 exons. NCBI's taxonomy places the organism in Eukaryota, Fungi, Ascomycota, Sordariomycetes, Glomerellales, Glomerellaceae.
AUGUACAAGAACACCAUAAUGUUGGCCUUGACCGCCGACACUGCAGAACAACCCGAAUUCAACAGACUCUGUCAGAGUCUGAACGACAUCAAGUGUUCAAAUGGCUCAAAGACAUUGACCCCUCUUCCCUACAUCACCGAGCACAAGACAACUAUGAACCUGCACGGAGGAGCACCUUCCUCAAAAGAUCUUCUUAUUGCGAUCGAGCGGGAGCUCGAACACUUUAACGAAGUCUACAUCACAGUCGAUGCCAUUGACGAAAGCAAUCCUCGCGAAGACUUCCUGACAGUCAUACGACACUUGGCUACCGACGCAAGAUUCAAAAAGAUCCGGUUACUACUCACAAGUCGGGAGUAUUUCGAUAUUGAGACCGUGAUGACCGAGUUUUCGACGUCAAUAUCCAUGAAAAACGAGUUUCUAGACGCAGACAUACGUCUGUAUACAGAAUCACGUCUUAGGAACGAGAAACACGUCAGGAAUUGGCCAGCACAGCUUCAACAAGAGACUGUGGAGGCCUUGUCAAAUGGUGCGCAGGGGAUGUUUCGAUGGGUUGUUUGCCAGAUCGAUGCGCUACGGCGUAUGAGGAACAGAGAAGCUGUCAGGAAAGCUUUGGAUAGACUGCCUAAGACUCUAGAUGAGGCUUACGACCGGAUAUUCGAGCAGAUCGAGGAGGAAGACUUUCCUUACUUCAACUCUGCCAUGAAGUGGCUAUGUUUUGAAGCCAAGUUGCACACUGGCGAAGCUGCAUGUGUUGACGUGCAAACGCUUGCUCAAGCCGUUGACGAAGACAUCUGUGGAGACAAUCCUGAAGGAGAACUGUUCUACGACCCACAAAGUCUCCGUGAGAUUUGCGGAUGUCUUGUUACAGUCACACCAACGACUUUGAAGAAUGGACAGCAGAGAUAUUACAUCUCGUUUGCCCACUAUACUGUUUUGGAGUAUUUGGCCUCUAGCAAGAGACACAAAUUCGAUCCAUUCUUCACGUUAGAAAAGGAUGGACUGGUCCUUGAAAAAGCCGAGCGGAUAUUCGCGAGAGCCCUCUGUGUUCGCGAUGAUGAAUACAAAGAGUAUAGGGCUGUGGCGUGGACUUCUGAUGGUGAACAUUACCGCAUCAGUAAUCUUCCCAACUUUGGAAGCUAUUGCGCUUUCACCUCUAUCGACAUACUCAUUUGCUUCGAUUCCCUUUUCUCGAAGCACAGCGGACUUCUCUACCGUGUACUUGAUGUAUUGGAUACAAGAAAACACCGUUGCCGCCUGCUUUUCUCCAUUUGGAGCAACAGGGCCAAGGCCCUGGAGAGUAACGACUUCUCGUUUAGUCGUGAAGCGGAAACGGACUACCAAAAUUCUGGCUUGCUCCACAACAUCAAGUGGGAGACUAUGCCGGAUCUGGAAAUUCAGGUGCUCGUAAGGCUCCUCAUUUUUGGAUGUGUGCACAUGGCUAGAGCGUUGCUGGAAACAAUGAAGCCACAAGCAACCUUCCAGGUCCAGCUUGACUUCAAAUACCACUACUGCUACAGCAGAGGAAGUAUGGAUACGGAAUGGGAUUGGCAUUUUCAAGGAUCUCUAACCGACUGUUUUGCAACCUUGUUCCCUGCCACGACCUUAACCUACCGCUGGCCUGGCAACAUCAAUGUGUUUAAACUACUGAUCGAGGUUGGCGCCGGGAGCUUCGACCCACAGGGCGCUCUUCUCCCUUUCAGUCCCUUGCAUGAACACAGUGACGAUUGCGGCGAUUGGUGUGUUUUAAAGAAGCUCCUGAGUCUCGGGGCAAAUCCCAACGCCAGCCGAUGCUUUGUUACUCCAUUGCAAAUCGCUGUGGCAACUUUCGAUGUGGAGGGCGUCCUGGCAUUGCUGCAAGCAGGGGCAAAUCCCAACGCGGAGGGGUGUGCUACUGCUUCGGCAUGGCCGGAUGAUAAGCUACUAUCCAACUUCAACUGUCUCAACGGAUGGCGACCUUUACGAAUUUGCAACCAUAUUUCUGACCCUGAAAUGUUUAACGACUUAAAGGCUUGGUCGGUAGACAUCACAGACAAAGCAGAAGAGGAAGCGGAGACCAAUCGAUCAUCGAUUGAAGCCAUCUUGCUUGAGUAUGGUGCAGAGGAUUGA